AUGCGGUUUGUUACCCACGGCCCCUUGACGGGACAUGACGACAGUUGCCAGUGGGAUCACUCGAGUGACAAACUUUGCGAUGAGCUCAACUGCGCUCCGACAAGAGCAGCGCUGGGUUACUCGAGCGUCAAGGAGGCGCGCAACGUCCUUGAGCGAGUCCUGCAGCUGGCCCCGGUCCCGGAGGAGAUUGCAGCAAAAGCAAGAAAUGUAGAGUUUGUCUCGGCCAGCGACCUGCCGUAUUUUCCCAUCCCGUUCAAGGAGACGGAGCUCGGGGCGGCGUUGAAGGCGGUCGAGGCGAGUAUUGGUCUGGCCAUUGCAGAGCUGAGACGGACGGCGUCGGCUGCGGAUGCAACCCAAAAUGGCGUCGCAAGUCAACUAGCGGAAAGGGGAAGCCAGAACGGAGCGCCACGGAUAAAGAUUGAUCUGGAAAGGACAACAGCGUUCUUGUUCCAGACAUAUCUAACGUCGAUUGGAGGGUUCACCAAGCCCGAAAAAGGGGCCACUCAGUUUCUCAAAGCUACCGAUCUUCUCGAGGCGCAGUCAGACCUCUACCGGCGCAUGUCGGCUAAUCUCUACAGCACAAAAAACCCGGGCGAGUACUACCACAUCCACGGCUCGCUCGAGGCAUCCUCGACCCUCCGCAUGCUGGGGUUGGAGGCGCGGCGUCCCGACCUGACGGAAAAGGGCCACGAUGCCAUUGUGGACGAGAUCGAGUCCCGCGUGAGCCAGUACACCGUCAGCGAGCUCGAGUUCCUGAACGGGCUGAACCGCCAAGCCGGCGUCCAGGCGUUGAAGCACGAGGAAUUCCUCCAGACUGCACAUGGCAAGGCAAACUCCAACUCACCGCCCUGGAGCGUCGACGCCAUCGAGACGACAACACCACCGGCACCCUUCCUCCGGCCCAUAAACCCCACCGGCGACGCGGCGCAGAGGCGGCCGCUGGCGGGGAUCAAGGUGCUGGACGUCAGCCGCAUCAUCGCGGCGCCGACCAUCGGGCGGAUCCUGGCCGAGUACGGCGCCGACGUGCUCAAGAUCAACUGCCCGCACCUGAGCGACGUGCCCUUCUUCCAGCUGGACGGCAACAUGGGCAAGCGGACGGCCGAGCUGAACCUCAAGUCGGCCGACGGCAGAAAACGGUUCGAGGAGCUGCUGGCCGACGCCGACGUCGUCAUCGAGGGCUUCCGGCCCGGCGCCAUCGAGAGGCUAGGGUACGGGCCGCGGGCGAUGGCGAGCAUGGCGGAGCGGCGCGGGAGGGGCUACGUCUACGUCAGCGAGACGUGCUUCGGGCACGUGGGGGAGUGGUCGAACCGGCCUGGGUGGCAGCAGAUAGCCGAUUGCGUCACCGGCCUGGCGUGGGAGCAAGGCCGCUUCCUCGGGCUCGACGAGCCGGUGGUGCCGCCGUUCCCCAUCUCAGACUACGGCACCGGCUGCAUGGGAGCCAUAGCAGCCCUGACGGGACUCUACCACCGCGCCAAGUCGGGAGGGUCGUGGCACUGCAGGGCGUCGCUGAUGCACUACGACCUCUUGCUCAUCGGCAUGGGCCAGUACCCGGACGACGUGAAGAGGUUCCUCCUGCACGGGGCUGGGGGCCAGGAAAAGGAAACGGAAAACGUGCAGGCCCCCAACAAGAAAACCGACAGCAACCACAGUAGCGGGACCAGUGCAAAGACAAAGACAAAUGCCAACGUCCCCGAGUUCCCGCGCGACAUUCGACACAGCCAUUCGGUGGACCAGAUCUCGGGGUCGGCAUUGCAGAUGAUGCGGCGGCGCCAUCCGGAUUUCUUUGCGCAGCUCCCCGGCAUGAUGGAGACGUGGCACUCGGCGGGCUUCGGGGCCGAGGUGGUGGUGGUGCAGCCCGUGGCGCAAAUAGAGGGGGUCGAGCUUGCCUACUCUCGCGGGAGCCGUCCCAACGGAUCAGACGCCCCUGACUGGGAUGGCUUUGAUGGGCCCGGGAAGGAUGUCAAGGUGACCUAA
Pyricularia oryzae 70-15 is the source of this 1974-nucleotide messenger RNA. RefSeq names its product CAIB/BAIF family enzyme. Gene Ontology annotation, molecular function: catalytic activity. Bases 1 to 1974 code for a protein of 657 amino acids. The record is from RefSeq and is a predicted model, not a curated record. The transcript is spliced from 4 exons. NCBI's taxonomy places the organism in Eukaryota, Fungi, Ascomycota, Sordariomycetes, Magnaporthales, Pyriculariaceae.